UCUCUUUCUGACGGUAUAAAUAAACAUGUACGGAGGUGAUUCGGGUGGCAUUCUCACAGGUUACUGCAAUACGUGUCUGUGAAUCUGCUCUCUUUGCUUGCAAGCAAAUAAAUGGACAUUACAACUUUGAUCAUUCAUCAAGACUCUGUUUAUUUGAUAUUGACUGAAAACCUUCACACUCUUCUCCCGAAUAGUCAUAGAAAUAUUCCACAACAACUUGGCGUCACGAACAGGAUAUGUUGAAAGUCCGUCAGGACUCCGAAGGACGUCCGGUGAAAAUGCCUUUCCAGGAUCCCAAAAGACGAUCUUGUCUCAUACCUCAUCAGACACAGAGAGAGAGAACCAGCGACCCGAGGAGGCCUGAUUGACUUCAAACGUAUCCAGACAACGAAUUAAUUCCUGCAUUUCGGUAAAAAAUGCAGGAAUUCCAAUUUGAAAUUCCAAUUAUAACAUUAUAACGUAAAAAGAAACAGAUGAAUGAUCACGUAGUCGUAAUUAUUUGGGGAAUACAAUUGUUUUUAACAUUUGUAUAUUUGUUUUAUUUUUCUUUCUCUAAAAAUCCAUUAGUAUUUCUGGGGCAUCGUUUUCACGUGUUUACGUAGAAGACAGGAUUGUGUUCUACGGUGAAGAUUUAACUCAGAAUAAAAACAUUUUGAGAUCGUAACACAGAUCACUUGACUACAGAUAUAGGUUUGAAAUAAGACCGUUAUGGAAGUACUUCGAAGUACUUCCAUAUUGGUCAAAAACAUUUGGGUUUCCAGAGAACGGCUCAUUAAGUGCCGCUAAACUUAAAAUGUUACAAGGGGAUUUAGAAGGAAAAUUGAAAGAAAUGAAAAGUGGUAAAAAAGUCAAAGUCAGAGACUUGGAAAUGAUAGAAAAGAACCAGCAAUGUCUGGCUCAAUGGGAAAUGGAAUGUGAAUGUAGGGAAAGAAAACAAAUGAUGAAACACAUGACAUGUUUAAAAGAAGAAAAACUGAUUCCAGACACUCAGAAUAACCCAUUCUUGUCUCCUUCUCCUAUGUAUCCGAGUCUAACAGGAGCGGGCGGUCCUCUCCUCAAUACAUGCUAUCAAGCUUCCCCACAGCGAGUCCAACAACCUGACAUCCACCCACCUCCUCCUCCGCCAUAUUCUGGUCCAACUGCGGGCAGACGAGAGACCCGCCUCCACGCUGACCAGCGAAACAUAGCUCAACAGAGUAAUGCUGACUACAGAGCAUCUCCGCCUCACCAGCCUCACCAUCCAACCCAUUCGCGACCCAUCCUCAGACCAUGACCACGCUUCAACCCCAGCAUUCAGCGUCAUGGGCUGACCCAUCCACAUGGAGUGGAACUGCAGGCAAACUCGCUGAUUGUUUCAGCCCCAACACCUCCAUGAACUCUGGCACUGACGAAACCGUUUUCACAGCUCCGAUGAUCCAGGUACCAGGGACCAAUGGUGCUCCAGGUCUCGUGUUCAGAGCCUGGACCCAAACUGACAUUCUACAAGCUGCAUCACACCUGCCUGACAUCAACAUUGCUUCAACUUUCGCAAAAGACUUCCUGAUAUUCUGCAAAGAAUUCAUGCCCACGGGUCCAGAAGUCCACCGGUUGCUGGUCAAACAUGUUGGCCCAACUGACUUCAGCAAAAUCAGAACCGUUGUCAUCGGACCAGGGCAUGACUCCCGCCACGGGGGCCUUAUUUGGGCACAUGCAGAUAACGCACCGUACAGAACCUACGUUGAAGCUGUCUGCGCAGCAUUAGUGACAGCGUUUCCAUCAAAGGUCAACAUGGCUCUCAUAAACAGCACCAAACAAGGCAAAACGGAGGAUGUGACAUCAUAUCACCAAAGACUCCUGUCUGCAUUCCAAACACACAGCGGUAUCGAAGAACCGGCUGACAAAACCACAAUGUCAGUGUGGGAAACACAUACACACAACUCAAGAAUGCCUCCGUCAACGGGCUGUUGCCAGACAUCAAAACCGCAACCGAAUGCUUCGUCAUUGGCCUGGAGGACGCAAGACUUGAUGAAGUGGUAAAGUAUGCCAGACACAAUUGCAAAAUGCACAAUGACAAUCAGGCACGACAAGACAAGCGCAGCAAACAAACUGGAAAAAAAGCCCAACUUGCAAUGCUACAGGCUGUCCAGCAGAUGACGCUAGGAGCUGAGGGAGGCCAACCCCUCCAUCAACCACGCAACAACAACAGGAGGGGCCAACAGAGGGGGCGCGGAAGAGGAAUGCAUUGCGGAGCGGGUCGAGGACGUUUCCAAGAUGGCCGACAAGGAGGAGCCUCACAUGACACUCAACCCAACGAAUGCUUCCACUGUGGUGAGACAGGACAUUGGUUCAGAAACUGCCCUCAUCGUUCUGAACAGGGCGGGGCAGGCCAGCCACGUGGACGCCAGCGCCAUUUCGGAGGUGGUGACUCUCAUCAACAAUUUGGCACUUCUGACUGACGCGAUGUGGGGGAAGGAGACGAUGCGUGUGAGGUGGAGACGGCUUCCUACCCUAUGACUCAGCAACAGGGAAGUGAAACACACACUCACACACACACACACACACAACACGUGCACCACACGCACAUCUGCUGCAACGAAGAACGGCUUCCUCACACGCACACUCAAGAGCAACAGUCUGCUUUGCUCAGUAUUAUUUCACACUUAGAGCAGCAACAAGUGAAAGCAGCUACACCACAACCACAUACUUAUGCUAUGUUUUCAUCAGAUUCAUACAAAAAUAUGCCAACUAUUAAAUUAGUUGUGGAAGGGAAAGAAUUAACCUUUUUGGUAGACUCGGGAGCUACUCAUUCUUUAAUUCAGCAAAAACAUUUUCCUAAACAGCAUAUGACUGGUCGUUUUGUUUAUUCUCAAGGGACUUCGGGAUUGACUGUAACAGAAAAAUGUACUAUUCCUAUGACGAGUGUACACACUGACGAGACUGAUUCAGAACCUGACAUUAAAGUGAAACAUUCGUUUCUACUUUCUUCUUUCUGUCCCAUAAACCUAAUGGGCAGAGACCUAAUGUGCUCGUUUGGCAUAUGUCUGAUGUCAUCAUCUGACGGCUUAAAAGUAGUUAGGCGUAGAGUCGUACAACAAAUGUUGCAACAGACUCCCUCUAACCCUCUUUUUGCCUAUCAGUGGUGGCUUCCUGUUGAUGACGCCCGGAAACUGUGUCACACAAUAGACGCACGUGUCUCACCACAUGCAGUGCAGAGCGCAUGAAUCCUAACCACCUCCAUUGCACUUCACAUGUCUCUAGGGGUCCAGACGACUCUUACGAAGACAAAUUCUUUGACGGCUUAAAUGAUGCAUUGGCAUGUUCUACCUUGUUUUGGUCCACUUACAAAUCUGCUGUGUCUGUCUCUCUUUCUCCUACACAGAAAGCAUUGUUCCAAGUUGCUGAUUCUUUCCCACACAUCUCGCUAUCCAAAGGACGCAAUGAGCAAUGGAGAGACUUGGGACUAUUCGUAGCACAAUGCGAGGCGUUAACUGACUGGGAAACAACAUGUGAUCCCCAUGUCCUGCGCUCGACAUCCACUGGAUUUCACAGAUGUUUUUGUGUGCAUCUGACACCUGCACUCAGAUCAGUCUAUGUGGUUCACGAGCUGAAUAAUGAAGUCAGGACAUUUGUAACUAAUCCCACAUCAAUUUAUCCUGCCCUUACCUCUGUUCCACAGACACUCUGGGCAGCGCACAAAUAUGACGUAGGCCUGAUCAACAACUGUCAACCGGUCGUUAUCACUCCACGAUCUGACUUCCGCCCCCAUAAACACCAGUACCCUGUGCGACAAGAGGCCAUUGACGGUAUUACACCAGUGUUUGACUCACUCCUGAAAGCAGGCGUGAUUAUUCCAUUCCAGACUCACCGGUCAGGACACCGAUAUUUCCUCUUAAAAAGAUCAGAGAUGCAGGCAAACCUACUGAAUGGCGUUUCGUGCAAGAUCUUAAAGCAGUAAAUGCUGCAGUUCACGCACGUGCACCAAAUGUGCCUAAUCCUUACACUAUUCUAGCUCAGAUUCCUCCUGAAGCUAAAUGGUUCUCUGUGGUUGACCUGUCAAAUGCUUUUUUCAGCGUCCCAGUCGACAAAGACAGUCAAUUUUGGUUCGCUUUCAACUUCAACGGUAAGCCAUACACCUUCACUUGACUGUGUCAAGGCUACACCGAAUCGCCAACAAUCUACAAUGAUGCACUCAUAGAAAGCUUAGAAAGUCUAACUCUCUCACCAGGCUCUGCACUUCUGCAGUAUGUUGACGACUGCCUUAUCGCAGCUCCUACUCAAGCACAGUGCCAGAAAGACACAAUUAAAUUGCUACAACACCUAGCCAGCCUAUCUAAAUUACAGUUUGUAAUGCAAAAUGUACAUUUUUUAGGUCAUGACAUUUCCGGGGAAGGGAAAACCCUCUCUCCUAAAAGAAUCGCUUCAAUUGUGUCGAUACCAAAACCGAACACUAAAAAACAGAUGAUGUCCUUUUUAGGCAUGUGUUCAUACUGUCGGUCGUUCAUACCUAACUACUCACAAAUGGAGCAGCCAUUAUCAAGUUUGAUUCACGGUAAAAAUCUCACAGCACACGACAAAAUAAUUUUGUCUAAAGAGGGUCAUUCUGCCUUCACACAAAUGAAAUGCGCUUUACAAACACCUCCAACUCUUGGGUUGCCAGAUCCUAACAAACCGUUCACUCAAACUGUAGAUGAAAGACAGGGCUGCAUGACCUCUGUGUUGCUACAAUCGCAUACUGAUAAACUAAGACCAGUUGCGUAUUUCUCCACAAAACUCGAUCAUGUCGCUGCAGGCUUGCCACAAUGUUUGCGUGCAGUGGCUGCGGCUGAAAAGGCACUCGCUGCCUCACGUGACAUAGUAGGAUACGCUCCAUUAACUCUGUUCGUUCCUCAUUCGGUGUCUUUGAUUCUCUUCGAACAGAAAUCCUCUCACCUCUCUGCAGCGCAAUAUUUGCGUUAUCACACAUGUCUCCUAGACAUGCCGAACGUAACGGUCAAACGCUGUACUAAUCUUAAUCCUGCAUCAUUACUCCACAUUCCUGGUGAUGGAGAGGAGCAUAACUGUUUGGCUGAGCUCCAAGCUCAGUGCACUCCUCGUCCUGAUCUGAUGGACACUCCGCUGCCCAACAGCGACAUGGUCCACUGCCAUGUCACCUCUCUGCCCAGGCAGCUGAGCUCAUCGCGCUCACUGAAGCAUGCAAACUUGCUGAAGGUAACACAGUCACAGUUCACACUGACUCUCGCUAUGCAUUCGGUGUAGUACAUGAUUUUGGUGCUCUGUGGAAACACAGAAAGUUCCUUAAAUCUGACGGUAAACCUGUCCUACAUCACACACUCAUUGCUGAACUGUUAAAAUCAAUUCUGUUGCCAACAGCCAUUGCUGUGUGUAAAUGUGCAGCUCACACUUUUAAUACUGACGACAUCUCUAGAGGAAAUGCUCGCGCAGACACAGCUGCAAAAGCUGCUGCACAGUUUCCUCUCCCCACUUCCUCGGCUCUCAUGUAUUAAUGCGUUUCAGUUCCUUCUUCUCUUACAGCAAUGCAGUCACUCUCCACUCCGGAAGAGCGUCGCCUGUGGUCAACAUGGGUUAGACCACGUGUCAAAAGGAGGAAUGUUGGGCGCAUUAAAUGAAACAUGGUUCACAAAAAGGUUUACAGCAUACGCACAAAAAUUUUGUUCUGCUUGUGUAACCUGCUCUACUCACAAUUUAGGCAGGCCUGUGGCAGUGUCCAGCCAGGCUGCACAUCCGCCUCCAACGCACCCUUUUGAGCAUAUUAUGAUAAUUUUGUCGAGCUAUCUCCAUCUGAAGGUAAGAAACACUGUCUUGUGAUGGUGGACAUGUGGUCAAAUUGGGUAUUUCCAUCCAGUAAGCUGCAACAGUAGCAAAAGCUUUGAUUUCUGAAAUCAUUCCCCGUUGGGGUAUUCCCACUAAAAUAUCAAGUGACAAUGGUUCUCAUUUUGUAAACCAGGCCAUUACAGAAUUAAGUGCAUACAUGGGUAUCGACUUAAGAACACACUGUGCUUACCAUCCAGCCAGUGGUGGCGCUGUUGAACGAGAAAAUGGAACACUUAAGACUAAGUUAGCAAAAUGCUGUGCUGACACAGGUCUGCCUUGGACAAAAGCCCUGCCUCUCGUGCUGAUGUACAUGCGCAUGAGAAAACGAACACGAAGCAAUCUGAGUCCUUUUGAGAUACUGUUUGGUUUUCCUCCUCAUGUAGGUACGGAAGCACCAAAGGCACCACUCCCUUCAACCGCCUUAUGCGAACAUGAAAUGUUAACAUAUUGUGCACAACUCUCCUCUGCUUUAUCUAACAUAAGACAACAGGUGUCUGCCGCCCUCCCAAGGCCAGCUGAAGGACCUCUUCACAAGCUGAAACCUGGUGAUUUCGUGGUGGUAAAAGACUUCAGAAGGAAGAACUGGAAAGCACGACGCUGGCAGGGACUAUUCCAGGUUCUCCUCGUUACUCACACGGUUGUGAAGGGCAACUUGGUGGCUGAGAGGGCAACUUGGGUCCACGUGUCACACUGCAAAAAGGUCCCGGCUCCAGGAGACACACCGAUCGAAGCUACAGGUGAGCUAGCACCUACUACAAGUGUCAGCCAAUCGGCACCACCGAGGGAGGCGAUGCAGUGAUCACGGACGGAAUCACAAUGGGCAGUUGACCGACAGACACUUGCGUGUUCUGUGUUGACUGUCUACCUCCCUACGCUCAUGCCACGCAAGAAAGACGGCUGGCAGAGUCCGUGCCAAAAUCGAAACGUGUUUCUACCAACGAACACGAGAAAAGGAACACGACCAGGUCCUCUCCAUAAGGACACAAGGAUCUGUUGCACUGCCGUCAUUAUACUAGUGCUAUUGCUUAUUUCUUUUUCAAUUUAUUCAUGUACUACUUAACUGCUCUAACCAAAAGAGUGGCUAGAUAACAGUGUCUCUGACAAUUUUGUGGAAACCUCAUUGUGUCAACACAAACAGAACUGCUCACACAAACCAGUUGCUCGGGUGAACUCCAUAGAAACUUGGUUGGCUGUUGCACUCUUGCCAUGGAGUGACAGCGCCCAUGGAGCCCUCUUAGGAGGGUAGGUGGGACUCGUUUCACAUAUUGUAUUUUUGUAAUCAUUGGUUUACUCGUACUAUUGCCUAUCAUCCUACUCCACCUGAAACAUGUAGACGACUUACGCAACCGGCAUAAUAACGAAACUACUGACUCCAACAAUGACAACUCAACAACGCAUAACCGUACCAGACGCACCGCAGUAAAAAACUUAAAACAUGGUUGGCUCGACAACAGCCCAGGUGCAUUAAUCCACGAUUAUUCAUCCAACAUUUGGUGGCGAUACGCGCGGCAUUCAGCCCGCGAACAAAACCGCACUAAUUGCUAUGUCUGCUCAAUGAUGCCGGCCUCAUCUCACCAACCUCGUAUAUUAGCGACUAGGUCUCUAGGUCCUACAGAGGGCUGUUUCGUCAGUAAAGCAGUUUUAGGGUAUUACAGUAGUUAUGCAGCAUGGGCUUCAGUAAAUAGCACUAUGUGCGCAAAAACACACCCUACACAGAGAUACCGCGGAAGCAGCGCUACUUCGUCCCAAUUUCAAGCAUCACACGUACAGUAUGCACCACACUUGAACUUUUCAUUUUGUUUUGCGCGUAAUGGCUCAAAAUCAGUAGGUCAACUUCAUCCCUCUAUGUGUAACGUCACUUUCAUAGGGGCAACUUUUGUUCAGGACAAAGACUACUCCAGAUUCGGCGACACAUCCAAUCAUCCAGCCGUCACCGUGAAUGACACUGUAAGUGUGUUCUACCGUCUUUCGUGUGCAAAUAGCUCAGGUAAUAUAACAGCUGCAUCUAUAAGGAGGUGCAUGCAACUAGCGAGACUUGAGGAUUGCACACUAGUUAAAGACUGCACGCGAGUUCCAUUUUACCUACAACGGUUUUCAUACGAUGGGUGGAAACAUGUGGCACGAGAUACAGUGGACUGCCCAGCAGGAGUUAAAUGCUCUCUAGCCCACUACACAGUGGUUCCCGGUAAAAAGGGCACAUAUCCGGUAACAGGUGGUUGGUGGCUCUGCGGUCACACAGUGUAUGCUGCACUACCUCCAGAUUGGGAUGGAGUUUGCGCUCCAGUAUCAAUAUCCGACCACACAGUAAUAAUAUCAGCUGUGCCUAAAACACGUUUUUCUCGCGACUUGGUAUUCAAAAAACAUGACUCAGUUUGGGGUUCAGACGUCCCGGAUGAAUUCAAACACUGGAGCGUCGGCUCCAAGGUUGGCAUUUCACUGCUCCCUUGGGUAGGCGUGGCAAAAAACACAUUACGGUUAGAAACUUGAUUACCGACUAAAGAGUUUCCUGAACUACACUCUUGCGGCAUUCACAAGAACCACUGAAGAAUUGACUGCCUUGCGCCUCAUGGUUAUGCAAAAUAGAAUGGUUUUAGAUCAACUGACUGCACCACAGGGUGGCGUUUGUAUUGUUGGGGAAUACUGUUGUACUUUUAUUCCAGAAAAUGACACUGAUGGUCAUAUCAUUGCACAAGCGAUUCACAACAUCACUAAAAUACAGGAAGCUAUGGCUAAAGAUGGUACUCCACCUCCAGACUGGCUUACAGGCUUAUGGUACUCAUGGAAGGGGACUUUGAUACAAGCCGCCAUUAUCCUAUGUGCUUUCUUUGUAUUUGUACUUUGCGUCAUCCCACUGCUCAGACACAUGAUCUCUCAACUCUUUGCCAAAAAGAUGACUAUGUAUACUCGUGUGGCAAUUAACGACCAAAAACCUGACCUAUUUCCUAUACCUGACUACACAGACAACUUCGACAGCGACACUGACUCCUUGGAUGAUUCCGAUACUCAGGUCUAAAGACAGUUUUUGAUUUUUAUCUUUUUUAUUUUUUUGUGUUUAUUGAACUGUAUUGCUUGCUUAAAACAACCAGAGACUUUGUCUCACAAAAACAUAUUUUUGCAAUAUUAAAGUGGUUAUAAUGUAAUCAAAAGAGUGGAAUGUAACGGUAAAAAAUGUGUUAACAUGAUCUCUGAAUGUCUCUGUAUGACACAUCAGCAUAAGCGUGAGAGGAAGCGCCUGUUGUCACCUAAGACAUUUCCAUAUAAGGUUAAAGCAUAGGUCGAGGCACUUGCUUUGCCAUAUAAGGCAAUGGCAUGAGACAAAACACCUUCCUCUUAAUGUAAAGGAAAUGUACCAGACAUUUAUGCACACGUAUGACUUGUCCCCCCCCUUUCUCUGUCUCCUUUCUCUUUCUGACGGUAUAAAUAAACAUGU
Anarrhichthys ocellatus (wolf-eel) is the source of this 9241-nucleotide messenger RNA. RefSeq lists its product as uncharacterized. The record is from RefSeq and is a predicted model, not a curated record. The transcript is spliced from 2 exons. Lineage: Eukaryota; Metazoa; Chordata; Actinopteri; Perciformes; Anarhichadidae. The coding region runs from base 7366 to 8298 and encodes 310 amino acids.